AUGGCGCAAAGAGCUCAGCAGAUUGCGUCGCAUCUUAACUAUCCUCGUGGUCUCCUGGACGGCCAGGUCGCCAUUAUCACAGGCUCUGGCCAGGGUAUCGGCGCCGAAUGCGCCCGGCUCUUCGCAAAUGAAGGCGCCAAAGUGGUAAUCUGCGACGUUGACGCCUCGAAGUCCGAAGCCGUUGCAAAGUCCAUCAACGAUGCCACUCCCGGCACCGAGAGGGCAAUCUCUGUCCCUGGCGACGUUACGGAUCCCGCAUACUUCCCCAUCCUCGUCCAGAAGGCCGCGCAGUUUGGCAAUGGAAAAAUCCACAUAAUAGUAAACAACGCCGGGUAUACGUGGGACGGCGUCAUUCACAAGAUUACGGAUAAACAGUGGGAUACCAUCCUCGCUGUACACAACACAGCACCGUUCAGGUUGGUUCGGGAGGCGAGCAAGUAUUUUAGAGUCAAGGAUGGAGAGAGGAGAGUCAUUAUCAACAUCUCAAGUACGAGCGGGACACACGGGAAUGCGGGACAGGCAAACUAUAGUCUGGCAAAGGCCGGGGUGUUGGGACUGACGAAGACAAUCGCGAAGGAAUGGGGUCCGCAGUUCGGCGUGCGUGCCAACACGAUUGCCUUCGGCCACAUCGAUACCCGCCUGACUCGCGCUAAAGAGGCAGGUGCGUUCAUCACAACGGCCGACGGUCAGCGUGUUGCUUUGGGUAUCCCAGGGAAGCAAAUUUCUGAGCGAAAAGGAGAUGACGCGGCUGCAUAUAAGGAUAUCCCGCUUGGACGACCUGGCACGGCAACCGAGGCCGCUAGCUCCAUCCUGGCUGUUGUGUCGCCUCUGUUUAGCUAUGUGAACGGGCAGACCAUCGAGGUGACGGGAGGAAGGAAUAUGUAA
Molecule: messenger RNA, 885 nt
Organism: Cladophialophora yegresii CBS 114405
Lineage: Eukaryota; Fungi; Ascomycota; Eurotiomycetes; Chaetothyriales; Herpotrichiellaceae
Product: 3-oxoacyl-[acyl-carrier protein] reductase
Exons: 3
Coding region: 1-885 (294 amino acids)
Molecular function (GO): oxidoreductase activity, acting on the CH-OH group of donors, NAD or NADP as acceptor
Source: RefSeq, a predicted model, not a curated record